UCAAAUUUUUAUAGAUAUUCCCAAAAAAAGAGGCAUAAUUAGAAAGACAACUAGUUACAUUCUCGCUGCUUCUUCUUCUCAUCUUCCUCCGCCACGUUGCAGGUCAUGUGUUCCAGGCGUGGAAGAAUCAUCUUAGCAUAAAUCCAAAGGGAAGGCUGCUUAUAUUAUAUGCCCGCUCUCCUCCUACCCUAAGGAGCAUCUUCUGCACAGGCAGAGGUCUUGACAUUGGUAAUGGAGUUUAAGAAGCUUCAAGAUAGGUAGUGGAUAGGUAGUGAACUGAUUUGUUUGUGGAUGUGGGGAAAGGUUGGGGAUAGGAGUGAAGUUGUUGCUCUGAUCUGUUCGUUUUAAAAGCUGAAUCCCAUUAAAAUGGGGCGACUGGGAUUGAAGGGCUGUGAUAUAAUGUAUGACAUAUCCCGUUUACAGAGAAAGAGGGUGCACUAUUGCAAUAAUGGUGCAGAGUUUGAGAAUAGUGAUGUUGUUCGUUUUAAAAAACAGAUUAGAAAGACUAAGAAUGUGGAUGAAGACUAUGUACAGUUUUUGAUGCUUCUCUAUAACUAUGAUAAAGAUUCUCAGUCAUACACAAAUGGAGGUGGAAAUGAAGGUUUCACUGUUCCUAGGGAUAGGCUUAAUCAUGAAGAUGACGAGGACGAGGAUGAGGGAGAGUGUGAGGAUGAGGAUGAGAAUGAGGACGAGGAUGAGGAUGACCCAGAAUACAUGAAGUUUUUGGCUAAUGCUAAGCCAAAUGGGAAAUCGUAUGUGGUUAAAAUUGAUAGAGAGGAUGGGUUUCCUGUGUUCAUAGAGUAUGAGAAAGAGGAUGGAUCUGAUGAAGAGUGCGAACUUUCAGGACAGAGAAAACAACAAGAUGAUGGGGAUGCGAAGGAUUUAGGUAAUGUCAGUAGCAAAGAUAAAGUAGAAAGUCAGCCAUUUUCAAGAACUGUCCUGGAAAAUGAUAAUGAUGGAUCAGCAGGAGAUAGCGAUGUGAUAUUUGAGCCUUUUGAUUCUCAGAAAGAAAAGAGGCUUAUGAACCAGAAGCUUAGCACGGGGGAAAAUGGUGCAUUCAAGAGGCGUCGGAAGGGUGAGACAAAGAAUAAGUCAAAUAAGAAGCGUAAGACAGAGAAAGGGAGAAAACCAGCUAAUAUCACUACCAAAGAAGAGGCAUCUGAUGUGGAUGAAGACUAUUCCUUACUUCUGGAGAAAUUUAUAAGCAAGAAUUGGCGCUUGAAAACCUCAUUUAUUAGGAAAUGUAAGGUAAAUGGGAAAAAUGAUGCAUCCAAGAAAAAGAAGAAAAAGAGGCUUACGAGCCAGAAAAAUAGCAUGAACCAAAAUGAUGCAUCCAAGAGGCAUGGAAAGGAUGAGAAAAAGAAGAGGUCAAGUAAAGAGAAGACGACUCGAAAAGGGAGAAAAUCAGCAAAUGUCACUGUCAACGAAGAGGUAGCGGGGGCAAAAUCAGCAAUUGUCCCUGUCAAAGAAGAGGUAGCUAAUGUAGAUGAAGCUUCAUUUAAAAGUGGUCAUGAUUUUGAAAGCAAAGCUGCUGAAGAAGAUCUUGAAAUACUUGUUAAUGAUAAUGGUAAAUUUGGGAAAGAAGGAAGCUCUAGUCUCAUGCAAGCUUCUUCAACUAAACACUAUGAAAGUGUUGAGGAUACCUGCCCAACGGAAACUGUGCAUUCUGAUUUCUGGCGGAAAGUCAAGGCUCUUCUUGAGAAGCCUUACGAUCAAAAGGAAUAUAUAGGACUGUGGAAAGCUGUCAAAAGUAAAAAGUUUACUGAAAGGAAUAUGGACUUGCGUAAUGGGGGAAUAUCUUACCCGACAAGGAUAAUGGGAAAAUCAUAUUUGGACCACUAUGAAGACCUUCAUGAAAGACUUAAAGAAGUUGACGCCGACAACAGAAAAAAGUUAUACAUCUUGCGCGGCUUUUUCUUUUGGUUACAGAAUCUCACACAGGAAGGAGCCUUCAGGCCUUGGACCAAUCCGGAGUGGCUUUCAUUGGUGGCUAAAUCUAGCUAAAAGCCAUGUGUUGUACUUAUUCUGAUUAAUCAAGUCAGGACAAUCUGGUGGAAAAUCUUACUGAAUUAUGCCAUGGUGAAGUCAGAACUUAUACGGUCAUUAUCCGUUUUGUUAUAUUUUAGUAAGAUAUUGAAGUCCAUGUAUCAUACAGGGGGAAAAAAGAGUGGAUUAUCCUGCUAUUUUUGUCCUUUUUCUGGGGGCUAAGAACAUUUUAGUACUCUUCUGGAAGAUUUCCCACCCCUCGCAGCCUGGUAUAAUCCCCUGGAAUUUUGUUAUAUUAAACUGGCUAUUGUUGAUUUACCUGUAGUUACUAUUUAGAAAGGAUGUAAAGGGAUUUGAGGUCAAUGUAUGCGAAGAAAUUGGGUGAAAUCUUCAUCUACUUAUAUCUGUUCUUCUU
Messenger RNA from Nicotiana attenuata, 2401 nucleotides. RefSeq names its product transcriptional regulator ATRX homolog. The transcript has 6 exons. The record is from RefSeq and is a predicted model, not a curated record. The coding region runs from base 367 to 2004 and encodes 545 amino acids. Lineage: Eukaryota; Viridiplantae; Streptophyta; Magnoliopsida; Solanales; Solanaceae.